AUGUUCUUUUUCUAUUCAGCUACUUUUGUCGAGGUUUGUGCCAUGUACGAGACACCCAUCACUUGCUACAACAAUACCAAGAUAUUCAUCCAGUCAGCUCUGUAUGGUCGAUCGAACAACUUCAGAUGUCUGAGUGGACAGGAAGUGUCGUCAUGCAAUACGUUGGUCGACGUGAGCUGGCGAGUGCUUCCGGUCUGUCAAGGGAAAUCAUCCUGUGUUGUUUCUGGCUCGUUUGACGGGUUAGGCUCGCCGUGUAUCAGCAGUUAUUUCAACAUCUCCUAUGACUGUAAAACACGUAAGUUACAAGGGUUGUUUCUUUGCUUUAAUUCCCGUCUUGAAGUGGAAAGUGUCGCGGCACUCUCCUGCCAUAAUUAAAAUGAAGUCACGCGCCCGUUCAGUCGCGCGGAUGUCUGUUAUCCACGAAUUAGGCGCUCUUUCAUUCGACCAUGUAAAUGGAAGAGGUUAGCAUCUAGCGUUUCGACCUCCUUUGGUUUCUUGAUCGCCUUACCUAAGUAACCAGGGUAACGUUUUAUUCCUUUGAUCAGCACAGGUGUUAGAUGAGUUUGUGAUUAUGUGACCCAGCGAAAGCCUUGUUAUAUUUUUGACUUGUCUUUGAUUGCUGGACUAUUUCAUGUUAAAUAUGAACAGGAGAGAUUCGUCUGUAGUGUGCUUGUUUCGGUUCGUUGCUCAAUUAAAGAAGGAAUUUGAUUUGUAAAUUUAAGACUACUCCGGGAUCGGGACUGCGGUGGAAGCUUUUUGAGGUUAAAUUAAGUAUAUUCUAAAUGGACGGGUAUUCUGUAAUCUAGCUUGAUAUCAGCAAUUUUUCAAUUUUUUUUCCACACAGUCAAUGAGGGGGAGUUUGCAGACAAUACAACUGGAAACCUUACCUGUCCAAAAGGACAAGUUAUUGUUCUUCACUACCUUGAAUGGCGAGGAAUAGAAUUUAUUUUAAAAAAUCGAACUGUAUCUAGCAAUAGCGCAAGUUUCAAUCACAGUUCGACAACAUCCGUCACGUCCAUGGCUACAAGUUUUCCUCACUCUAGCGUGACCUCUCAAGGAAUGUUGCCUCAUGGAAGUUUGGGAAUUUCUGCCACAAAUUCCAAUAUUAUUCGUAAUACGGCUACAAUAUUAACCAUUCAUCUGUCGUCUGAGGCAAUUGUGUCGACGAAUCUUCUACAGUCUUCGUUCUCGUUAUCGCAGUCACAAGUACCUACUUCAUCAACCUUAUCAACAUCAUCAUCCUCCUCCUCAUCGUCGUCAUUGUCGUCGUCGUUUUCAUCAUCAUCAUUAUCAUCAUUAUCACCAUCGUCAUCAUUAUCAUCAUUACCACCAUCAGCAGUGUCACAUUCUUCACCGCAGUUUCUAUCUUCUGUAUCGCAAAUAUUAUCAUCGUCAACGCUCUGGUUAUCGUCAGUAAAUUAUGAGUUUUACAAUGUGACAGAAGUACUUACACCAGUACGGGUACACCACACAAAAUUGAUGAAGUGCACGGGAACACGGAAAUGCUCGUUUGAUGUAUCGACUAACAAAUUUGGUGAUCCAUAUCCCGGAAAAAUUACACUGUUGCGAAUAUUUAUCACGCACAGCUGUCAGCUGGGUAAGGGUAUAUUAAAGGUUUGGUUAGCUCUCUACUGCGACCAAUAUUGCUUCCAUGAUCAUUUUGAUUUGUACUUAGCCUGCGUAGCAGGUGCUUGGAAUUAGUGUCUCCCUCGCGCGCGCCUGUUCUCUCUUUCGCCCACUAAGCGCCUGCCGCUUGGAAGUAGUGUCUCCCUCUACGCAGGCUAAUUUGUACUAAAUUUCGAGUAGGAAUAUUAAACGGUAUAGAUAUGAAUGAUAUGGCUUUUUCAGGGGGUGAAAUAUUGGAAUAACGAAAGCUUUCAAGAAGAAAACAUGAAGUUAGGAUCAUCCCACUUUCUGGGAGGUGUAGUUCUCGUUUAUAUGGUCCGUAUAUAGCAACAUCAAUAAAUAAAGAGAUAAGCAAACAAAUAAAUACUUCAUUAUCCUCUCUCCUUAAUUAUGGGGCUUUUCAUAGAUAAUGAAAAAAUAAUACAAAGAAAUGCAUCAUUAGUAGGAAGCGAACCAGCUGGCUUUUUCACAAGUGUGACCGAGGAUUUGAAUUCAGCUGUUCAAAACUCCAGCUAGUAGUCAGGGGGGACUUGAACUCGGGGCCUGCUGAAGUUCAGGCCUUCAAUCACUCGGGUACGCUGCUGUAAGAUAUCCAAGGCCUAGUGAGUUAUUUUGCUACUUCUGCCCCAUUAAGACACAAUCUCUGCGGAAAGUUACUCACUAUAAACGUGCUUUUAUUUGCAUAAACAGCGUUAGGUGGCUUUCUGCAGUGGGGAAGCUGGAGUUCCUGUCCUGACGUUUGUGGCAUUAGGUAUCAUCAAACAAGGAGAAGGGUUUGUGCCAACCCGCCCACACCCAGUGGAGGCGCAGACUGCUUUGCACCAACCUCAGAAACCCAGACAAACCCAUGCUAUAAACCAUGUUUAGGUAUGUUUUUACCGAUCUAAUGCAGGUUUUGUGAUCCUUUCAGACCUGGGCAGGCCCUCGAUUUAGUGCAUUGGUUUUCGUUAGCUUUACACAGUCAAAAACCUUUUUACACGGUUUAGACUUAAAUUUACAUUUAACUAGAAAUCUAAUAAGAAAUCUAUAAAGGUAUAUCCUGCGUGACUGAUUGAUUACUUUGCUGAAUUUAUAACGUGGAUUUGCUCUAUUGCAAUUGCCAAUAAGUUGCUUUAAAACAAGACGGCGCGCAUUUUGUCCAUUGCCCUGAACAGGGUAUGUAUUUUAGGAUUUUUUUUCCUAAACAAGGCCCGAGUUUUAAACCUUCAGCGGCUCACCUAUACCCAAAUAUUGGUCGAGUAACCCUCUGGGUAUAUCUACAAAUUGGUAACAAUUUUCUGUGGCUUAUCUCAUGAAUACUGUUAUGUAACUUGGGUGAUAACAUUCUUUAACUGGUAUAUUUUUCACUACCAUAUUAACCAAUACAUUGUCAAUAACUGACAUACCAUCUUUUGAGGCCCAAGUGAAUACUGUGACAGCGCCUUGUUUUCUUUUUCUUUUUAGAGCGCAAUUCAACAACCUGCGAGUUGAUGAAGGCCAAUUUGUCUUGCCCAAAUGAGACAUUCAUAAAUAUCAAUAGCAUAUUUUAUGGUCGAGAUCAAGACAUUUAUAACAACUGCAGUAUUGACAGCCCUCUCAAUGGAUCUUGUAUACCUUCGAAUGACAUGGCAGGUCAUAACAGUGCCCAGGUUUAUGAAAGAUGCCAGAUGAGAGGAGAUUGCACUGUAAUGGUCUCCAAUGAUACGUUUCGCGAUCCAUGCCCUGGAGUGAAGAAGGUUUUGAAAAUUCAAUAUUCCUGUAGCCCAAGUAAGCACUUGGCUCUAUAUUUUGCAUUAUUAGUUACUAUUGAUCCCCGGGAUUUGCUUACCGUUGGGGAGCUGUGUUUUUAUUUUGCUUUUUUUUUGCGGAUUUUACUUUUAAGCCUAGAAAUUAAAGGUAUUUCUCACAGGUAGUCAGAACUCGAAAAGCACCAUACAAGACUGGCGAAAUCAUCUCUCACCUCGACGCAUAAACCUUUGCAGGUCAUCUUCCCCGCAGUUUUCUCUAAGACGUUCCAGCCUGUUGACAGUUUCCCGUCGUAUGCCAUCCCUUUCAAGCUUUCUCUUCGUCAUGUACCUUACAAGAAACCCAGUUGAAAAUGGCCAUUUUUCUUUUUUGCAGUUUUUACAAGAACAUUCUGCGAUGAUGACAUAGCCCUUAUGAGCUGUCCUUCCGAUCAACAACUGGUGCUCCAUGAGCGCGCCUUCUAUGGUCGUAUGAAUCCCUCAGAAUUCUGCCCAACAACUAAUAAUAUAACCUGCACUUCUGAUGUUAGUCUCUACGAACUAGAUGGAUUUUGCUCUGGAACCACUUGUACCAUAUCUCCAGUGUCUUAUAGUACUCUAGGGAAGAAAGAGUGCAAAUAUAGUAGCAAUUAUCUCACGUUAUCGCAGAGUUGUCAGGGAAGUGAGUACUGGCCCGUUUAUACAUCAGUUGAGCUUUAACUUUAUACCUUACCUAGUUAUCAAACAAGAAGGCAAGGUUGUUAAGACUCAGUAUGUACUGUUUCAGCCCCAGCUUGUUUCUCUUGGCCGUUUUUCAGUUUGUUCUCUCAUCAGCCACCCCGGUUGAUUAAUUUUCCAUGACUCUCUUGGGCGCAUCUAGAUUUUUAUUUGGCAGAGGGCUAACCUUGAAGGAAAAGUCUGCAUUCAGUGUAAAAAGGGUUGUAUUUGGAAUGGCACGGACGGCUAGCAGAGGCUCUGUGAUAUGUGCCCUCCCUUCCCUCUUUGGCAACCCAUGAAAGUUUGACACUAGGGGUUGGCACAGCCAGAAGUUGGACAGACUUAACAGUUGGUGUGCGGCUGGCAGCUCCGUGUCAAAAGAAAGGAGGUUGGGAGAAGGGGCUUUUGACACUUUGAUUAGAGUUUUAAGUUACAAGGCAAUGCAAAGUCAAUGAAUUUUCUCUGUGGGAUAGCCAGUGAUGAGCGUCUUAGGUGGGAAGGUUGAGUUUUUGGUUGUUGGGCUUGGCUCAAAUCCAGUCAGAUAUAUAUAGUUAUAUAAAUAGCUUCGGAUUAAAUUGUCCAUUAGAGCAUUAUCCGUUAUGUUAUUAUUUAACAACUACCCUGCUUUUGAUUCCCUUUGUUUCCUAAGGGGAGUCAAUUUACACUGCUUGGGGCGAGUGGAGUGAAUGCGAAGCUUGUGGCCUUACUUCCCGUAGAAGGCGCUGGCGCGAUUGCAUCUCCCCUGGAAUUACCUACGAUACUCCAGACGCUUGCUGGUCCAGCGAUAAAAGGCAAGAAGAGGAAUGCUACAUUCCCUGUGCAGGUGGGUUUUUUUCUGCGUUUAGUAUUUCUUAAGGAAAUGUUCCAUUGCCGGGUUAUAUUGUAACGUCUUCGUACCCUCAGCCUGAAAAAGGAUUUUUAUACCUCGUGAAGCUGCAAACUUUUCUCGCAACAUUUGUGCUUUUUUGGCUGCAAGGAAAGUGGUCUGAAAUGGUAGUUCACGGUUAAAAUGUUCAUUGACUGUCUAAACCAUGUGUAUUUAGAAACGUUUUAGCUAUUCUUGCUCGUGUGUAUUGCACUGCAUAUCGUAACACCUUAUUCCAUAUUAUACCCUAUUAUUAAUUUCUGGGCGCUAUAGCAUGUGGCUUCAUUCUAUACCCUGCCAGACAUGUCAUUUUAUAUAAUUCCAGAUCAUACUAAGCUAAGCCUUUUUACACCCGAAUACUAUAACAUAACAUAUCACAUAAUACCACGCCAUGUCAUGCCAUGCCAUACCAUGCCAUACCAUGCCAUAACACUACCAUACCAUACCAUGCCACACUACACCAUACUUAUGCUUAACCAUAAGACGCCAUACAAUGCCAUUUUACCCAUGCAGUAAUAUACUGUACCAUGCCAAACAAUCGGACAUAUAUAGUAAAUUCCAUGUGCGUGAAGCGGCUGCCUGUACGUUCCACGGAUACUAAUUUAUAGAAAUGUUUCCAAUGACUUUUAGAGCAUAACUUGACUUUGAGAGAUGGAGAAAACAGUACAAUAGACUGUCCCAAGUACAACGGCUUCCAUACUGUGAUUGAGAUACGGUCGGUCAUCUACGGAAAUGUUAGUUGCCUAUCAAAAAACCAGAGCAAGGUAGAAGUGAUGAAACGUUGCCAAGGAAGAAACACGUGCCUUCUUGAAGCUUCUGAAGAAGCGUUUAACGAUUCGUGUCCGGGCAUCGAGAAAUUUCUAAACGUCACCUACAAAUGCCAAUCAAGUGAGUAGAAAAGUUGAUUGAUAGAGAAUCAACUUCGUUAAUGCAUAUUAAUAUCUAAGCCAAAUAGAAAAAGUUUUCUGUGUUUGCAUAGCCUGAUAUAAACACGAGUGGGUGCCGGGAGAAUUCAAGAAAUUUCGUCUCGCGUUUACAAAACUUUCAAAAUUUUGUAUGCGUAAUCAGUUCUUGUUUUGCAGAAAAAUAUGCUUUCUUGAAAAAGUCAAGUUAAACGAAAAAACUUUAUUGCAGCAAGUUUGUACAUUUCUUUUUGUGGUUGUGAGAUUAGAGGGUGUACAGCAAAUUAUGUUGACCUGUUUACAAUUCUCAUGGAAACCCACUUCUCGGCCAUUCAGAGCGAACUUACUGUGUAAGGUAUUUUCAAGAGCAUGAUGGAAACCAAGAAGUGAUCAACAUGAAAAUUUUGCGCAGCUUAUGUAUGUGUCGUCUUGUGUUUAAAAUUUGAUGUUAGCUAGUUAGCCAAAUGCCCUCGAUCAAGGCUUUUUAUCGUAGUUUUUCAGAUUUUUAUGCCUACAUAUUCUCAAUUCGUGUUAUUGUUGACAGGGUAUUUUGCAUGCGCUAAUAAGUUAAACAUGAUCAUUGUUCAAUUCAAGCCGAGUAAAUGAAAAAUAAACAAUUUUAAAAUGAUAAUCAUUAUCUAUUAUCUUUCUUUUAAUCCUAAGUUUAUAAAAUGGAGGUGACGGAAGGAUAUGGAUUGACACCUCGUAAUCUUCGUUGCUAUGACAACAUGGUCAUUGUCACGCACUUCGUCUCCUGGAGUAAAUCCGAUUGUGAAACUCAGCCAGAAUCUAUGCACGCUAUUCAAAGCAGAUGCGACGGCGAAGACUAUUGUUAUGUGCGAUAUACGAGGUCAGUUCUUGGGGAUCCUUGUCCUGACCUGUUCUGGAUGCGCUUUGUUAUGUAUUACAGCUGCCAGACAGGUAAGAUUAGUGUAGUCUACGUAGCCUGAGGUUUGCUUAGGAUAUGGAAGAAAAUGCGUACUCGGAGAACUCUAAAAAUGUGACAUUAUAAGUAACACACCCAGGCAGGGGCUUUUUCGCCCCUGAACACACCAAAUUUUAGGUAAGAUCACAUUUAUUUUGAAAACGUUACUGCUAAAUAGACCCCUUCCAUCAUGCAGUUUUGUUUUGGCCAAAAAUUUCCAAAGUAGCCAAAACUAUAUCCACCGUCUGUCCACUGGCUGGGAACUUUUGCCAGGCUGUUUAUGGUGCAGUUUACAGGUAUUGAAGUUAUGAGUAAUCAUGCCCCCUAUGAGGUUGAAUUUGAGAUAGACCACCACACAGGGGACUUCGUCCUAGUAUCGAACUAGGCAUGUUUUGGAUUCAAAUUUGUCAUUAUACUUUCCCUCUACAGCAAACGGAGGUCUGGAUACUGAGUGGUCGGCCUGGAGCAACUGUUCAGGAUGUGGCCAUGCACCAAUUAAAAGACGUGUCAAAACGUGUCUAAGUCCCGUUUCGAAAACCAGCGGAGCUCACUGUCCAUUGAUUCAACAAAUUGCUGCCUGUUACUUCCCAUGCCCAGGUUGGUUUCUUUCGUCAUUAAACAAUACAUUUAACAAACGAACAGUUAAUGAUCCUAGUACUUGAUGAUAUGAUGGUACUGAUAUUUAGAAUUUUUCAGUGUGUGUCUUGCCUGUAAACCUCUCUGGGUUAGGCGUUCUUUUUUGCGACCUACAAUCAUGGACAAACAACAUAAAGCGUUAGACGCAUGUAUCCAGAAUUAUUUCCGAGUUUCAACAUUGUGUAGGGUAGGGGGAGAAAGGACUGCAAGAUUAUUUCGAAAAGUUUUCUUUGUUUUUUCAGAGCGUCUGGCUCCAGUUGUUCAAAAGGUGGAUAGCACUAUCCACCGGAUAAAUCUCUAUCCUCUGGGUAGCUCAAUUGGCUCCCCUAAUAUUUAUCCACUGCUUUUGAACAACUGCGAUCUGGAAACUAGAGGAAAUUGUAAAUAGUGCAUCACUCUUCCAGUGAUGGAUUUUUUAUGAUAAUUUUUAUGUCUUUCCUGGAAGUUCAAACGUUUGUUUCUACUUGUUGAACCGUCAAAAAGUUUAACUUCGGUCCGUCGUCAAAGUGCAAUUCAGGCAGGCAAGUGUGUUAAGUACUUCAAGUUAUGAAAUUGUGAUUUCAAAGGACCAAAGAUUUGUUUAAAUUGGUGACUAUGAUUAGUAUAGCCCAAUAAGGAUAUAGACUAGUAUUGACUUGAUGUGAGGUUAUUGUCGUUUUAAGAAAUACCAGAUGAGGAUAGAAAUGGUAGGGAAAGCCAUCGCUUGGUCUCACACUAGUCAUUUAUUGACUUAAAAAAUAUCCUCUUUUAUUAGUUCAAGAGCUAUCAAUGAUGAUAAACAACUCUUUCGUCGUGUUGGGGCAAAUCCUGACCAUUGACUGGGAAUUAAAGUUUGGUACGAACGCGACUGCAGUUAUAGACUGGGGAGAUAACAGCGGCAAUGAAACUCUUUCUCGAUAUAUCUUGGCAAAUGCAACGACACCAUUUUUCCAAAGCAACAAGCACAAUUACUCCGCAGAAGGCGAUUAUGAAGUAAGGCUUUUCGUGUUUAAUUUCUUCAGUAACCAGACCAUCUCAAAAAUGGUUUACGUUCAAGCACUGCUCUCGGGACUAAAUUUUACUGUGCCUUCCGUUGUCGCAACGAACACAUCGUUUCAAGUCAAUGUAUCGCUUGAUGUUGUCUCACUUAGUCCACCCAACGUCACAAUCAAGUUUGGAGAUGGCUCAGCUGUAACUUCGACCAGGUUCAAGGCGAAUCAUUCAUAUUCUCAGGCUGGUGUGUUUGCUGUUAAUGUCAUAGUCGUGAACAAAGUGAACAUCUUAUCUUCAGUUUGUUGGAUUACAGUUCAGGACCCAAUAAAGAAUUUUAUGGUGGAUAGCGAUGUUUUCAAGUUUCCAUUAGGAAAUGAUGCACGCUUUCUUCUUUCUAUAACUGGCGGGUCAAAUGUUUCAGUAAACACUUCAUUUGAUGAAUGUGGACUUCCAUUUUUGAUUACCUCGCUCCACGGCCCGGAUCAGUUAACCAACUAUCUAACGAGUGCCUUUCACGCAGUUGGAACUUGUACUGCAAAGUUUUAUGCUGCAAAUGCCGUCAGCCGAGCCAACACCUCCGCCUUAGUCAUAAGUGAAAUUGCUAUCGAUGGGUUCAACGUAACUUUUGAGUGUCUGAGUCAGUAUCCAUCUUGUUUCCAAAAAGAUCUAGUCUUGUUUCAGCUGAAUGUUACUAAUGGAACCCAUCCUAAAUUUUGGCUUGACAUGGCUGAUGGCACCAUCAUCACUUCAUCAAACAAAAGUCUCGUCUACUCUUACACCUCACACGGAACUUUUCACAUUAAUAUAACAGCAUAUAACAAUGUUAGUAGCAUAAGCCUUCGUCGUGAAAUCAUCGUUGAGGAACUUGUGCCCGUACAAGGCGCUUAUCUAGACUGUAACAAGACCGUGAGGUUAUCCGACUUGACUGUAUGUAAUCUUGGCUUAGCCAAAGGAACGGCAUUUGGUUGCUUAUUGAGUAUGGGUGACGGGGGAGAUGACGAUAAAUAUUUUACAUAUGUUAAUCUUUCUUCCUCAGUUGUACAUAACUACACGUCAUAUGGUGAGUACACUGUCAGGUUUGCCUGUAACAACAAAAUAAGUGAAAACAGCGUCGAGUUUAUAACCAAGAAAUCUCGGCAGAGUUUGGAGAUUGAUAUAAGUCAUAAUGGCCCAGUCACGGCGAAUAAUGUAUUGACGUUAACCCUAAGAGCAAGUGAGACAAGGGUUUCGUCUUGCUUUGUUUUGGAUCUUGGAAAUGAUGAUGGGGUGUUGUUUGGAUCAUCGAACUGCAGCUUAGCCAAUACAACCGGUUUCGAACAAAUUUCUUCGUUUGUGUAUCCUUUGGUCUACUACAAUUAUACUUACACUGUUGCUGGAACUUAUAACAUUUCAUGGAUUGGCCAGAGUGGCAUCGAGAAUGCUUCCGUGCACACUACUGUGCGAAUAACAGAACUUCCUUGCAGCACGCCAAAAGUAUCCCUGCCUAAUAUUGCAGACAAUCCACUUCAAGCAACCGGGAUUUUCCGCUCUGUUCAAUUUAUCAUUCGUUCUCGAUACGAAAUAGACUGUGAGGGGGCAACCGGAGCAGUUCUUCAGUGGGAAAUCUUCAGAAACGAAACUGAUAAAGGACUUGUACUUCACGCAAGAAAUGAAACAAAAACAUCGAGCCUGAUAAUACAACCCAAUGUGUUAGAUUACGGCACGUACUGCAUUAAGCUAAAAUUUUUGUUGACUAACGCGUACGGACUUUUUGGAGCAGCUGAAGGCUACUUAAAAAUCGUUACUUCCGACCUCAUUAUAGAUAUGCAAGAAGGAUCCGCCAACAUGAGAAUGUUUUCCCAGCCAAUAACUAUCAACGCAACUGGUUCAAAGGAUCCUGACACAACCGAUCAGAGUGGUUUAGAAUUCAGCUGGUACUGCUAUAAUAUGAGUGACCGGUGGCUGGAAUUUAAUGACACGGAAUAUCCUUUGUCAACUCUGCAGAGUGUCCUUAAACAAGAAAAUACUUUACCCAAUGGCUGCUUCAGUGAAGACGGAAAUUUAACGAUGAAUGGAUCUUUUAUCGAUCUUCCACGGCAAAAUAUGUUACAAAAUGGAGUUUAUUUGGUCAUGCUAGUUUUAAAAACAGGAAACAGAGAAGCGAGGAAAGGAACCGUUGUUCAGAUUUCCCACGGGCAGAUUUCCCAUUUCCAUAUAAGGUAAUAGAUACGAAUUAUUAAUUUUUCAGCAUCGGGAGAUGCAACACGUUCGCUGUAGCAUCUGCAGUUGCGGUGCAUCAAAUUGAAACGGGAGAAAUAUCAACUUAAUCUGUUGACAUAUUUUUUAGAGUCGUAAUGAGUCGUCCGUACAAAAAGCUACGGGAUGUAAUUUUCCAACGCAAUUUUCUUGCAAGUAGCACUGUUCAAAGUGGAAUUAAAUGCGCUGAAUUUCAAAAGCGUUGUCUUUAAAUCCCACAUCUUUAAAUCUUUAUUAUGUUACAGGGUAAAUACUUACCAGAAUUUACUAAGAAAUGAAUGAAACACAUUAAUUAAAAAGCUAAAGAAUACUUACGGCAGUCAUGGUAAAAUAUACAGCCUGUUUGUAAAAAUUGCUAUAAAACGUUCUUCAUUGAGACUGGCUAGCUGACUACUUUAGCUUAAGAUAAAAACACUAUUACUUUUGCUUUGACAUUAAAACUAGCAAAUGGUUCCAAAUACCACACAGAUAAAGCUUGUCAAAGAAUAAACCGAUUAAAUUAUUGUCUAGAACCUGUUGUUGGCUUGUGUUCAGCCGCCCCUCACCUCAAACGAAAGUGGGCAGAGAGACGCCCGUGUCACGCUGCCGUAAAUUGUGUUCUUGAAUGAUUUGCAGAAAUUAUUUUUGUUUUUCCUCUGACAGGUUUAAGAGGUGUUCUUGUGCAGCACUUGCCUAGUUAUUCUCAGCCUUCAUAUAACUCGGCUAUAACGUGAAUGAGAACACAUGCAUCCGCAAUCGGUGCUGCAAACAUCAGUGAUUUCACUUCACAUGCUUAUUUCCAGAAAGCCGCAAAACGAGUGAGCAUGAAGUGUUUCGGUAAAAUGUCUGCAAACGCCCAGGUUUUCCUCAGGAAAGACUCUUUCAUCCAAUCACAACACCGGAAAUUUCUUACGUCACAGCAUUAACAUAACGGCCAAUCAGAGGCUUUCCCCGACAUUUCAGGGAAACCAGAACAAGGGGCACGACACAGACGUCUCUCUCCCCGAUUUUUUUUGAGGGAGGGGGCGGCUGUACACAGGCUACAGGUUGUGGGUUAUAUUCUUUUUGUAUUACAGGUGCGAAAUUAACUGUAAAUAUUUGGCCAUCACAAGUGAUGUCCUGUCAGUGAGCAGUCACUGCAUUUCUGGCCCUUGUAAGAAUACAACAUCUGAAUCGUAUUCUUGGCAACUGUUCUACAGAAAAGCUAACAUAACGGACAAUUUGAACUGGAAUAAAGUAGGCGACCUUGAGGCCUUGACAUUAUCGAACAAAUCCGCAAGAAGUCUGGUGGUAAAGGUUAACGCCUUAAAGCCAGAAAUGACGUAUGUCAUACAAAUGAGGCAUGGAUCAGAUGAUUUUGAAGGACUAUCAGAGUACAGCUUUACAACUAGUAGACCACCAUGGGGUGGAAACUGUUCUGUUCUUCCCUCAGAAGGAACAGCUUACGAUACCACGUUUACCUUUAGAUGUGCUGGCUGGAAGGCUGAUCAUCAGCCUCUUCACUACGUAUUCGCUUAUCAUGACCCAUUUACGCUUCUGAGGCCAAUCAUCUUCCGAGCCGAAGAAGAGGAGUUUUCAGUGAGACUUGCUCCAGGAGAACAAAAGGAGAACUUCCACUUACAAGUAUUUUUCAGUGUGAUAGAUUCGCUUGGAGCGCGGACAGAAAAUCAGACACAAAUCAAGGUAUUCUGUUUUUCCUUCAAAGGGUAUCCCUUCUUGGUAUGAUUACAAGGAUCAGUUUCCAUCCCAGGCUUAUUUGUGCUUUGUAUAUUUAUUUUUCAUCUAAGAACAAAGGACAGUCCAUGCAAAGUCAUAUUUUUAGUUUUUAGAGGUUUUAGGGUUGCAUUCAGUGUACCAAAUAGAGCCUUUUUGUCUUUUAAAACAUUAAUGUUGAAAACAGAUCCGUGAGAGGGGAAACGCAAAAGACGUUUUACACUCGAUCGUCUUGUACGAUAAUCUACGAUACGCAUCAAACAUUUAUCUUAACUCUAUUGUAGGUUCUUCCUCGUAACCUCACCCAGUCUGAACUUGAGGGUCUGUUUUUAAACGAUAAUAGCAAAAUUGAUUUCCUUCUUAACAUUGGAGACAUUAAUGCAGUUUCCGAAUUGGUCAGCGGCGUGCUCUCUAGCCUCCACCAGAAAGUAGAGCAAUAUGGAGGUAACCUGACAGACCAAGAGAGUGAAUUUCAAAGUCUGGUAAGUAUACUAAAAUUGAUGCUGAGAAAGUGCUUAAGUACACUCUUAGUUUCCAGAGUAUGUACCAAUUUUUUCCCCUAAACACAUUGUGCUUGUAUUUGUGAAAUCUGCGGUGCAGAAACAUCUAUAAGGGGAUUUACAUGUCAUGUUCAAACGACUAAAAUUUUUUGCUCCAACAGGAAAGUAGCUCUAAGUAUUUAAAUGGUUGUACAGCCCAUCUCUUGAACUUAAAUCACUGUCAGUACUGGACCACAGUCCUUUAACAACUCGGUAGUAUUGACAGCACUGGAACCUAAAGAUUCGACUACAAAGUACAAAACUGAGCACGUUAACGUGUUUUCAAGCAGAGUUUGCGCGCUUUCGAUAAUCAAUUAUCGCAGCUGGAAAGAAUAAGUAGUCUUAAGAGUUUUUGAGGUCUUGCUUGCUUGAAGUUUCAAGGUCGCGCUCCUUCGUUAGUAGGGUUCUUAAGAACAAUGACAUUGAACCAUAACUCUGCGCGCACGUCAGGCUUUUUUGUUCAUUACUUUGCCGUUGUUGGACGUCUACGACGUAAAGCGUUUGCUAACGUUCUAAUUUCACAUUUUAUGAAGGACGUCAACACAAGAAAAUGAUUACUGGUAUGUUUAGAUACAGUCCUUUGAUAUUAUACUAUUAAUGAUCAACGCCCACAUAGAUGCAGCUGAGAAGUGCACGCGUAAGCGUAAAAGAGUGAAAAAACUAGUGCCCUGAAAGGAAGAACUUGUCAAGGAGAAAAGGAGCGUAUUGAAGAAAGCCUAUUUGAAAAAUAAGCACAUCGCCAACUAUGACAAUUCGUACCAUCUAAAACAACUAGCCUGCGAGUAGGCGCACUUUUGCGUAUUUCCUCCUAAUUUGCCCGGGUGAGCCUGCUUGCAGGCUAAAAACAAGCGAAGGAGGAACUUCAAACUGCAUAUGGCCAAGGUCAAGCGGAAUAUCUGGUGGAAGAAAUUCGCCGAGAUUGAAAACUCUGCCGCUUAGCAUCAGGCAAAAAGAGCCUGGGACACCGCCAAUGAGAUAACGGGAAGGAACUCGUAAGUUCUGGGCGUCUUAAAGGGGAGACAGCUGAAGUGAAAUGGAAGGUUCCUUUUUCCACACCGUUGGACCAGCCAGUGUUCGGUGAACAGAAAAACUCUUCGACAUUAUGAAGGCUUGCGGCAUUGUAGAUCAAACUGUCUCGGCUAUGGCGUCGAUGUACAUGCAAUAACACUGAGGCAAAAGUUCCUUUACCUGAGGGGGGAACUUAUUUCUUUACUAUAUGGGCCGGACUGCUACAGGACGACACGUGGGCUCCGUUCCUGUUCAUCAUAACUUUAGUCUAUGCAAUGAGAUCCGCAAUUGAAGACUAUGAAGAACUUGGAUUCACAAUGACUGACACAGAUUUAGCUGAUGACAUUGCAUUGAUUUCAGACAACUUAGAUAAAUCCCAAUUACUGUUAGAGCGAGAUGAACCUGCUGCUACAGAGGUUGGUCUUUAUAUAAACAGCAUCAAGACCGAAUACAUGGCAUGUACUCUACGACAACAGGGCGACCUUGCUACCCUAGACAAUUCAAAAAUGAAACAGGUGGACGACUUCCCGUACCUAGGCGCUUGAUUAGAUCCAACGAAGAAUUGAAAGACCUUGAGAUCCGUAAAGCAAAAGCAUGGACCGCUCAACAAGCUAACAGUGGUGUGGAAAUCCAACCUCAGCAGAGAUCUGAACAUACGUUUCUUUAAAGCUUCAUUUGAAUCUGUUCUAUUGUACAGUUCAGAGAGUUUGACAUUGAUAAUUGCAUUAAAAUAACAGCUUGAUGGCUGCUACACAGAGCACCUACGUGUUACCCUAAACGAAAGCUGGAAAGAUUAUUAUAUCUAACAAGGAGCUCAACGGCGACCUGCUUCGUAGCCGUGCAGUGAUGGCAAAAAAUGGACCAAAAAGUAUGGUGCACAAGCAGAGUUGUGUUUGCUUUUAAAACCUCUGGCUUUAGACGUUCGCGUUGCCGUUGUUUUUGCCCUUGUACUUGCUUACGCUUCCUAAUAUCGAAUGUAGGACCCCUUCGUUGUCCUCUCAUCUCAUGCCACGUUUUUCCUUUUAGGUACGUUACACUGUCAUCGAUAAGGUCUCUAAAAUUCCGAUCUCAACUUUGUCGGACUUCAAUCAAGUGGCAACAAUGAUAGCCGCAGCCGGAGAGGUCAAGCAGCAAGUUAACUCAACUGCACAGGUAAAUAUCACCUUUAAUCAUAACUAUAACAAAAUUCUCAAAUGUGAUUGGCUAUCAACUGUCCUGAUUUCAGCACUAAUAGGACAGUGUAAUAGGAAAGUACGCGUCAUGCCUGUAAUUGGACAGUCCACGCGGUCGUAUGCGUGGGCUUAAAUGGAUCUUUUUCACUGCUAGCAAAACAACUCUCGGAAUUUCUCGUGUUUUAAUUAGAAAAAAGCCUACAAUAUCACAAAUUUUGUUAUAACUAUGAUUAAUUGGUAACAGAACUUCAUGUCGUCCAAUUCAGUCUGUAAUCAUACUCGUGAUUAAAGAAAUCAAACUCCCGCGUUUAUUACUAGUACGAUUACAGACCUUAUACUACUACAUUACAAAUUUCUGCAAUUUAAUUGGCUUAGAGCAGUGGUAUUUUAGCUCAGUUUGAAAUACCUAGGUGUGAAAAUUACAAACCUUUUGUGGGUAACUGUAUAAACAAAUAACAGCAUGAUUUGUACGUGAUAUUUGGCAUAAAUUCCACUCAUGAUAUUUCAAAAUUAUCUCAAAUUACGUACAACAAUUUCGAAAUAUCGCUAGUGGAAUUUAUGCCAAAUAUCACUGCAAAUCAUGCUGUUACCUGUACGAAUUGGACCCCACUCAGUCCCAAUACCAUUAUUAACUUUGAGUAGAAAAUGGGUAGAGGUGGCAAGUUUGAAGUUUUAGUUCAAUAUGGCAUCAUAUCGAAUGGUCCUGCUGUUUUUAAUUGGCAAAACAAAACAAUUACCACCUGGAUUCGUUUGUGGCGGCUUAAAAACUACACGUUUUCCUUAUUCCACGGCGUUAUUACACUUUAUUAUUAAUGUUGUUGGUGUGUUACAAUAUGAAGACCACCUUGCAAUUGGUUAACGUUACUGUCGUCAUUCACCACUAUCAAGAAGGCCUCUAACGCCUGUGCUUAUGAUGUCAACGGACAGAGCAUGCGCCGUUACCAUUUACUACCUUCGAUAACUACUCCUAUUAUUUGCUGUCGACGCUGCAAUGAGAAUAGGUGUGCGUGGUAUAAUAUCAGAAACUCAUAAGGGUUGAAAGGUGUAACUAUCAUUUUUGCUUUGUCCGAUGCUCCUGAUUAUUCAUUUUCGAAAGUACCAUAUUUGGAACGAGAAGAAAAGAAAAUAACUGACAGGAGCCCAUCAGAUGUAACUGACCAAUCGUACUUCGUAAACGACGUCACGUAAUUUUACUUCAGAGUUCCCGCGCCCGCUUAAAAAAAUGGCCGACAAACGGGGGAAAAACUCCCGAAAGCCGAGUAAGCUUUCAAAGGGUGAAACCAGGGAAUACUGAGUAGGAAAUUGGUUUAACACCCGGCCAAACCUAACAUAAUGAAACCCACUGACGACCGCGCGACUUCUUGAAACUGUCACUUCAAAAAAUGAUACGUCGGUGACCCUCUGCGCAGUAAACUUACACUGCAAAUAGCCGUUUAAAAUUCUCAUAUUGAAAGUGUAGAAUAACCAGUAAAACAUAUUAUUUUCAAUUAAAAUUCUUUCGCUGCGUAUCGAAAAUUGUCCAAAAACUGAGCCCGAAAGUAAAAAUUGUAUAGAAUUCGCCGACAUCUUCGCAAAAGUGAUGCGUGUAAUGUGAGAAUUAAGCUUGGAUGCUGUAGUAUCACGAUUGUGUUUUGAACUAAUUUUAUGAAUGAACAAACUGAAAAAACAAUAGAGAAGCCGUUUCUUAAAAAUUUUUAUUUAAAAUCCAAAAAGUUAAUCCUUUAAAGCAAUUCGCGUAACACUAUCUGGAACGUGAAUCCGCAUCGGCUGAGCACAUGGCAAAAUCCAACACAAAAUCCAUCUCAAAUCGGGGCGCAUUUUGUAAUUUUUCUUUAGCGCCGAACAAAAAAUGUAUAAAACGUCUACGAAUUAUUUAUAAAUACAUAAAUUGCCUUUUAAAAACGUCAUUUUCUUGCUCACAGAGUGCAAAAUGUACCUGAAAAUUCAGCAAAAACUUCGCUGCUUUGGUUGCAUUUCGAAACAGACCAUGCGUUCCGUCGUGAAGAAAACAAGGUUGAAUUCCUCAAAGGACGAUUUCUUGAUGAAAAGCUUCCCUUCCUCCACAGAAAGAAAACUGAGAAUUCUUUUGAACUUUCUCUUUCCAUUUUUUGUCCAUUAACUUUGUAUUUUAACCUUGAAAUGCAGAACUCUGAUUAUGUCCGGCUGCUCCUUGGUUUAAAGCUGAGAUCAAUGUGGAAAAGCGCAAACGCAGAAAGUUGGAGAGGCGCUGGCGUACCUCUCGUUUGACUGUUGAUCGCCAUGCAUAUGUUAAUCACUGCACAACUGUGAAUGAUUUAAUUCACCAGUCGAAGAUGGAACAUUUUUCUCAUCUGGUCGCUGAUCAUCAGUCAGACCCUAAAAAAUUGUUUGCUACAGUUGACAAGUUUUUACAUUUAUCGGGCGAGAUAAAGAUAGCUUCCCUAUUGUGACAACUCGCAGGUACUCGGUGAAAAAUUGAUCAUUUUACAGAGAAGAUCUCCAAAAUCAGGCCUGGUGUUGAUUCUGGGAUGAGCCAAUUAAAUGACUAGGAUUUGUCCACUCACAACAUCUCUAAAGUCUCUUGCUCAGACCUGAGUAAUCAACCCGUUUCAUCUGAUGUGCUUUCAAGCAUUAUUUUCUCGACGAUGUGAUCUCGACUCUUCCUGCCUCAGCUUUAAAAGCAACUGUUGACAUUUUGAUACCAAAUUAUCACUAAAAAUUGUUAAUUUGUCACUCGACCAAGCUCUUUUCCCACAUGUCUUGAAAGAAACCGUCGUGAAGCCCCUACUUAAGUCUCCGAGCUUAGACCCAGAACAAUUUCCGAAUUAUCGUCCAGUUUCAAAUCUUAUGUUCAUCUAAAUUAUGUGGAAGGGUAGUAGCUGUUCAACUGACCAAUUAUCUUACUGAUAAUUCCCCGAUGGAACAGUUCCAGUCCGCUUAUAAACCUAGUCACAGUACUGAAUCAGCACUUUUAAAGGUUCAAGAUGAUAUUUUGCAAGUCAUUGACAAUGAUCAGUGUCUGAUAUUACUGCUCCUCGACCUCUCAGCAGCGUUUGAUACGGUUGAUCAUCGCAUUUCGCUUGCUAGCCUCACCGACCGAUUUGGCAUAGAUGGAAAGGCUCGUGACUGGUUCAAGUCAUAUCUUAGUGGGCGAAUGCAGUUCGUUGCUAUCUGCAGUGCUCGCUCAUUUGGUCUGCCAUUGAAUUGCGGCGUUCCCCAGGGAUCUGUUUUGGGUCCGAUAUUAUACCUGCUUUACGUCGACCCAUUGGGUGACAUGAUGAGGCAUCACAACGUGUCUUUUCACUUUUAUGCUGAUGACACUCAGCUUUAUGUAUCAUUUAAGUCGUCUAUUUCGGGUGAUCUUUCCAGGGCACGCUAUACGUUGGAAGCCUGUGUUGUGUUAUGUAAUAAACUUAAACUUAAUGGCGAUAAGACGGAGAUGCUGAUUUUCCAUGCUAAGCACCGUCCUGCUUCCUUCUUUGAUCAAGUUCAAGCAGCCAGAACAUCUGUCACCUCUUCCGCUUCUUCAAAGAAUAUUGGAAUUGUUCUCGACUCAACGCUUUCGCUUAACCAACACGUUACGCAAAUUUGCAAAUCCUCAUUUUAUUCUAUUAGGAACAUUUCGCGCAUCAGAAAGUUUUAAGUCUCAAGACAGCGUAGAUCGUUGUCCACGCAUUUGUUACCUCAAGCUUGAUAAUUGUAAUUCUUUGCUUUAUGGUCUCUCCAAGAACUUAUUACAGCGUCUGCAAUAUAUAUGUUUUGAAUUCUGCAGCUAGGCUUGUCACCAUGUCAAGAAAAUCAGAUCACGUUACGCCCCUGCUUUUUUAGUUACAAUGGCUGCCUAUUGAGCAGCGUAUAGAAUUUAAAGAGCUGUCUUUUACGUAUAAGGCGAUGCAAGGCUUGGCUCGUCAGUACUUAAGUGAUCUCCUAGAGCCUUACUCUCCAUUGCGUAGUUUGCGAUCUGCUUCGAAGCUGUUGCUAAAUUCGCUGUCAUUUAAUCUUAGAACUUAGAUCCUUUUCGGUUUGAGCACCAAGUCUUUGGAAUUCGCUGCCUUUUUACAUAAAAUCAAGUUCUUCUGUUCACAUUUUUAAGAAAAGACUUAAGACCUAUCUUUUUAAGAAAGCUUUUAAUUGAAUAUUUAUUUAUUUCAGUGACUGUGGAUUGUUUUCACUUUUUAGAUUUUGAGUGGUUUGUAUAGCGCAUUUGAAUGCCUGUAGAAAAGGCGCUAUAUAAAUUAUUGUUUAUUAUUUUUAUUCUUAAAAUUGAACCUGUGGAACAAGCGAUGGAAUUUUGCAAUAAAUCUGCGUGGCUGACUAAACACUGAUUGUAAUAAAAUAAAAAAGCAGCUAAAAGCGCAAAGACUACUUCCAAGUAUAACAGACCUCAAUGCUCAUUUUCUUUCCAUAAAUUAAUCUUCACUAGUAUCAUUAAUUCCUAGGCUCAUUGCAUGUCAUAGCAGCUUGAGGGCGCUGUAUUUGCCAAACUGUUUUACCCCCUUCUAUUCAAUGUAACAGGAAAUUGCCACUGAUAAGCUUGAAAACAUGGCUGAUUUUCUUUUGGGCAAAUCGAAGGAGGACAUUUCUUGGACUGACUUAAAAGAAGGAGUAGUCAACUCUAUCACUGCAAUAUCCAAUAUCAUGGAUUCAGCAUCCUACAACGCGAACUUCAGCAGGAAUGACUUAACUCAAGAAGCCGACAGAAAUAAGGUUAGCUUUUUGAAAGCCAAGAUUGCUCACAUUAAAUUGAACCGAGGGCAGAGUUAAUUUUUUUGACCUUAUAGGAGGACACUGGAAAAACGUCUACACUCCAGAUUUUUCGUGAUGUUUUUCGUGGACUCAAAUUGACGUUUAGUGGAUCAACGUCGCAACAGCUAAGAUUUAUAAAUUAUUUAAGGACUUUGACUUUACAUGGCUUACAUAAUACCAUUCUGUUUCAGCAUCUUUUGGCAAAGGUGGCCUCUACUAAAUUAAUUAGACUCACGAUUAAAGAGUGUCCUUUCAUCAAAGGGAACAAAGCCAUUUUUUAGAAAACAGGAGCUAAAUUUUCGAUCCACUCUUUUCCUUGCCACAGAGUAUACAAGUUUCUAAAAGAAAUGUGGAGCUUUUGGAUAAGGUCGCUGAAGCUGUAUCUAACAAGCUACUCCCAGAUCAAGCAGAUGUAGAAAUCAUUACCAAGUCUGCCAGAUUGUCUUGCAGAAGAGCCAGCGGCCAAAAAGCUUUCUCCGAUCCAAUUGUGGCGGGGGACGCCAGCGUCCAGUUUCCAGAAAAUGAGAAUUCAUUUGGUGAUGGAGAGAAGGUUAUACAGGUAUAAAUAAACCGUCACAAUCGAUCGUGGUUGCUUAAUGUUACAGAAACCUGACUGAGACUGCUGUCAUGCAGUUGAUCUUAAAGAGGCUAGGUCACGCUGUUUUCUAUCUUUUUGAAAGCUUUAAAACGUGUCUUCUUAUCAGUUCAAUUCUAAAAUUAUUAUGGUUUAUUAUUAUUUAAGACUAUAUUUAGGCACUGAAACUGUUUCCCAUCAUCUGUUCAGCUACGGAUUGCAAGGAUGAACUUGGAUUGAAACUUGAAAAAAAUAGAGCCGAAUUUUUCAAUUUUUUUAACAUUUAAAAAAAUUGUGUUAAAACACAAUACCUGCAAAAAUCACCCCAAAAUAUUAUAGUGAGUGUCCCCGAUGACAAUUCAGUUUUGAUAUCUUCGGCCAUAACUCUUAUCUACAGGAGCAUUUUGUGAAUGAAUAAAGACACAGAAAUGACGUCACCACAGAAUUGACUUCAACGGCAAAAUCCUUUUGACAUAGUCCCUUUAACCACAAAGUCACUUUAAGCCUUUUUAACAGACUGAUUCUAGAGCAAUCUAAUGUGGUUCACCAUGGACUCCAAUCUCGGAGGAGGGAGAAAGGGGCGAGAGAGAUAAGAUUAACCUAGAUAGUCAAAGAAUCAGACAAUUUCAUGUAACCAGAACUAACUUUUGCAUGCCCGUGCGUGAACUUGCUCGUAAGUAGAAGAUAAAAGUUAUCUUUAAGAAAGUAAUUAUUUCAGAAUAACCGCUUAUCGUGGUAACUCUGAAACGUCAAAAAACCCCCAAGUUAACUUGACUGUCAACUAGAAUGUCCUUUCUCUCUUGCAGGUAUGGGUCUUAUUGACUAACCCAUUUAGCUAUGAUGUUUCAAGCCAGGAAGUGACCACACCCAUCGUAGAUAUCAAGGUCAUAAACGUAGAAGGCGACCGUGAGGUUUUGAAUGUUACCAACCUGUCAAAGGACAUUGUCAUACAGAUCCCUUUGGAUGAUCAACAGUCUGUGUCACCACAGAAUGUUUUCUUCAAGCAAAGUGAUAAUUCAAGUAUCCAAUAUCACACAACUGAAGUCCAAAAAGUCGGCGAAGCAAUUGAAUUUUUGAUAGAACCUCUGGAAGAUCAAGUCGAAAUGACAGUUUUUAUAAAGUUUGGUAUGAGACCAACCAUCCAUGACUGGGAUUUAAGAGCAAAAUUACCGAACUAUUCUAGUUGUUCAUUUGCCAAUGAGUCGUCUCAUGACCUCCACGAAGGCAGCUGCCUCGACAGUCCUUACAGCAUCUUCCUACCAAGCACAUAUUUGACGCGUUUGGGUACAUAUCACAUUGGUGUCAAGUUCGAUGCAAUACCUGCAAAUUCAUCGGAGGCUCAGAGUCGAAAAAAGAGGGACUGUGGCGGAGGAGGAAGAUCCAAACGUUCCUGCAUUCAGUACAAGGACCCACCUCCUACUCUGCCUUCAAAUGGAAAGUUUGCUACAGUUAACCAAGGCUAUGAUAAAUCAAAACACAGCAAUUACAGCAUGGAACAGUUAGGGCUUGGCUGCAAUUUCUGGAAUCCCACAUCUAAUCAGUUUUCGGGUGCUGGAUGCAGGGUAAUCACAAAAAUUAAGUAAACAAACCUUUAGUUAAUAAGGACCCAAAUUUUUUAUCCUCAUUGUAACUCAAAAGACAUCUUUCAAAAAAGAUGUGCUCCAACUUUUUUAGUUGCGAAGCACAAUUUUCCAACAUAUUUGGCCCAGUUUUUUACCUGGUUUGGGCUGGCGUUUUUGUGUGUAUUUUUAAGCAAUCAAUUAUCCUUUGUUUAAUUCUAGACCGGCCGGAAGCGAACCUUGUCACGGACCCUGAGCUGUCGUUGCAAGCAUUUGACUUCGUUUGGUGGAGGCUUGCUGGUGAAACCAAACCCUAUCGAUUUCGGUACGGUGUGGGUUGCGUUUGCCGAUAUUCAUAACAACAUUGCUGUACUGGCUACAAUCAUUGCUUUAUUCCUGCUGUAUCUCAUAGUCAUAGUUUGGGCGCGGAGAGCUGAUUUACGGGAUCGUAAUUCGCAGGUAGUUAUCACUGAAUUUAAUCAGAAUCACAUGACAUCCUUAACCCUUUAAGCCCCAGUAUCCACAUACAGAUUCUCCAAACUGAUCUCCAUACAUCUCCUUCAAGAAUUAGUUGGGAGAAUUUGAUAAAAGAUCAUGGAAUUUUCUCUAUGAUGAUCAUUUUAUUAAUUCUCAUAACUUUAUCUCUUGACAGUGUAUGGAUGUUGUUAGGAGAAAAUUGUUGUUGGUCACUAUUGGGACUUAAAGGGUUAAGCGAUAGAUUGCCAAGUUUCCUGUUCUGGAAGUCGUAUGAAGUACCCUGUAGCUUUCAAUUCUAAAACUAAUGUUUUCAAUUUGAAAGUGCCUCCUCAGCGUUUCUUGUUCCCCUGGAGAUGAGUGGACGAUGGACACUUUAAAUGUUACACCAGUGGAAGACAUUGCCUGCUCUUUAGGUGCAAGAACGGAAGGAGAUACAAAAUGUUGUUUCGAUUCCUAUAAUGUCGUUAAUCAUCAAAGUCUUGAACUGCAGGAAUGAAUGAACCAGCAGUUCUAACUGUUUGGUAUAUUUUAUUGUAAUAUCAUUGUCCUUUUCUUUGAAUCAUAGGAGGGCGUGAUUGUCGUGGGAACGUCGUGGACUCCUUUUUCUUACGAAAUCAAAAUAUCUACUGCUAAAGCAACGAAUUCAGGCACCACGGCUAACGUAACCAUGAUUAUAACUGGAGAAAAGGGAUCCAGUGGUAUACUUCAAUUGAGCAAGCUGACGGAAGUAAAAUUCAACAGGGGUUCAGAGAUUAACUGUACCCUUCACCUUCCAAACUGGCUAGGGCAACUGCUUUACAUCCAUGUAUGGCAUGAUAAUACGGGCGACAGUCCCGCUUGGAAACUUGAUCACGUGGUCAUAAGAGAUACUAAGAUCGACGAGAAAUGGAGUUUCAUGUGCGGGGACUGGCUGGCGGUUGAAACUGAAGAAGGGAGAACGGACAAAGUGAUGUAUGUUGCGGGCAUAGACGAAAUAACUAAUUACAAGAAUUUGUUUUUGUCGAACAGUGCCGAUGGCCUCUGUGAUGAGCAUCUUUGGUUUUCAGUUGCAGCAAAGCCACCGCAAAGUAGCUUCUCUCGAGUGCAGCGCUUGUCAUGCUGUCUGUCUGUUCUCUUUUGCACGAUGAUCGCAAACGCCAUGUUUUACGACGGUGGGCGUGCUGAUACGUCUCCAGUGUUUUAUCUAGGUCCGCUGAAGAUAAGUGUACGGCAGCUUAUAAUCGGUAUCCAAAGCAGCUUGAUCAUAUUUCCUGUGAACUUGGCCAUGACUCAGCUAUUUCGUAAAACAUCCUCUUGGGAGAGUAAAGCUGUGCCAGACUCGGCGGCUGAGGAAAAACAACCGAACCGCACACCGACCAAAGCAAAACCAAAUGGCUUUAUUGAAAGAUUUACACGCAGAAAUUCGUCACUAAAAUAUCGCACAAUGGACAGUGACCCCUCAACAGAAAGCCUGUCGACUAUCUUAUCAUCUGAAAACUCGGAACGUAAUUCUCCAAAAGAACGUUUAACAACUACUAAGAGUAUACUAGACAUAAAAAACGAGGUGAUAAGCAAUCCCAAGUCCAACCCCAAGACAUGCCUCUACCGUUUAUUAUAUUACAUGGCAUGGCUGCUGUGUUUCGUUUCAGUAUUCGUUUCAGCGUUUUUCACCUUGCUGUACUCCCUGCAAUGGGGGAAAGAAAAAUCUGAGCAAUGGCUUCUUUCGUUCUUUGUCUCUUUCUUUCAAGAUGCCGUUAUCUCUCAACCAGCCAAAGUUGCCAUGUUAUCAGCGAUGGUUGCACUCUUCGUUAAGUGGUCCAUGAAGCAAAAAGAAAAGCGCAGAAGACCCUUUCUCAAUAAAACAAAAGAUCUACACGAGAAGGAAACAAGCUUUUCUACCAGCCCGGUAAGAAAGUUCAACAGGCCAUUGGACAAUUUUGCAUUUUGUGACCUAGCCUAUGAGUGGAAAAAAAGGCUGCAGUUGACUUUGUUAUGAUACAAUCCUUGGUGUUUAUUUACGUAAAUUUAACGACUUAGCAAUAGAGCGAGGCAGAAUAAUUGUCAUAUUGAUUUUGCCUCCCUCAUUGACAAGAAGGAAGACGAUUUUAGUGCAAAGGAUUAAUGCCGGAGGGUUUUUAGGCCACAUAAGGUCUCUGGCAAGGGCUUACUGGAAAGGCCCGCUUUACCUGUAGAAAGUUCACACCCUAGUAGAUAAUAAAAAUAAUCUUUUUCCAAUCGUAUCAAACAUUACUCCGACAGGUCGACGAAAACAAUACAUGCAGCGGCGAAUCUCAACCACUGCAGGAAAAAGAUCUGAAAAAAGCCAAGCUGAAGAGAAUGAAGGAGUUAAAAUCUUCACAGGUUAUGAUGGAUGUGUUGUUAUAUACUUUGUUCCUUUUCCUUUUACUGAUGGUAGCGUACGGCCAUCGAGAUCCCAUCGCGUACGAGAUGACGAAUCAUUUGGAAAAUCAAUUCUCAUUAUCAGUAAGUUGUCUGCUUUCUCAUUCACAUAUCUACAGUACUAUUUUGUAUGAAUCAAACAAAGAGUAAUGACUGUUUUUUUUUCUGAUAAAACCUUUUGAUUUCGUUGACAAAGCUCUUAAUCUAUUUGAUCACUAAAAUCAAAGUCUCAUGCAAAAAGUGCUCUUAUUUGACACCAUUUGUUUUUGACGUUUUUAAAGUAAAAUCUGUAUUUUUUUAUGUGCGUUUCGAUGGCAACGGAACCAUUGGCGGAUCCAGACCUUCAGAUAAGAGGGGGGCCGGUCAUCCAGACCCUGAGAUAUGGAGGAAGGGCAGUCUCUCGGGGGGGGGCAGCUCCCACGGGCCCCUCCCCUGGAUCCACCACUGGGAACCAAUGACAAUUAUAGCUUGAGUCGCAGUCGUAAUCUAACCUCGGUUAGUAGCGCCGAGAUCCUUGUUCUGGGCCCCUGACGGACUCAACGAAUUACCGGAAAUGCGUUUCGAAUUUCCCUUCAAGCUGAUUGGCAAAUCGACAAUGGCUUUUUUUAACAGGCCAAUCAUGGCGCGUAUACUCAAAUCCUGGUACACAGGUGGGGGACCAGAACAAAGAUUUCGGCGCUGUUCGCUGACGAACUUAAUAAGAAGUUUAAUUCCGUCUGUGGCGCAGGCUAAGACAAUUAAUGAACUCUUAAGUUUCGACACCUACUACAUGACCGAGUCCGAUGAGUUCAGUGCACUGUACCGGAAUCCCAUAACCAAGGCUGUAUCCAUUUCAAUAGGGUAUCUCUCAUGUCAAACUGUUCACUUGGAUGUGUGCAUAAAGGCUUGGGGAAUGAAGUAAGCAGCAUCCCAAUUAACUUCUAAUCUAUAGACAUAAAUAUAGCGCUAAUACUUACCCUCCCGAAGGCCAGACAUUGAUGUUCAGACUCCUAGCUUCUAUUUGUUUAUUUUAGGCUUCAAAAUAUAUAGACGUGUGGGGCUGGGCUCUAACGUCUCUUCUUCCGAUUAUUUUUGUACGUCCAUGGUAUAAUGACCAGGCUCCAUCCGCAUCCGAGGAUGGACUGAUGAGUGAUAGGUGCUCGGCUCUUGUUGGCAUGACACGGAUCAGACAGCUAAGAAUUAAGGAAGGUAAGGACCAAAAAGAAUUUUAAAUCUAAGUUUACUUAAUGAAAGAGCCAGUGCGCUUUUCUAAUACUUAUCGGUCUUCAGACUUUGUUUUUUCUUUUCUUUUCUCGACGAUUUGGAAGUCCCAUCCACUUGUGCUAAACCUUAAUAAAGACCCUUAGGUUUUAAAUAUCCUAUGCGUAGUUGACGAUAUGAAGAGAAAAUAGAGGGUCUGUGAAAAUAAAACAUCGUUUUAUUAUUGUUUGGAAAGCUGAAAUUGUUUAAAGUGUGCUCAAGGAUCAGUUACGUGAAUGAGAUAGCUUUUAACUGUAUUGUUAAUCGUAUUGGCGAAGCUUACUCGAACAAAACAGAAUCACACUGACUUAAUAUAUGUCUUUUUUAUAGAUUCUUGCGGUUAUGACAUUCCAACAGUCAAGAAGUUUCUCUUAAAUGAUUGCUAUGGGUCAUAUUCAAUGGAAGACGAAGACAUGGCUAUUUAUCAACCUGACUGGAUCCCUGUUCCUCCAAGCACACCAGCAGAAAACAUAACACAUGAGCUAUGUCCAAGGCCAUGGCGUUAUCACUCGGCCAGUGAUUUGAAAGGGGUCCCAAUGUGGGGCAAAACAACCAUGUACUCUGGGGGAGGGUAUGUUGCAGAGCUUGGCUACUACAUUUCAAAGGCGCAAGAGGUAAUUCUAGAACUCGCGCAACACAAAUGGCUUGAUCGCCGAUCUCGUGGAAUCUUCGUCGAAUUGACAGUCUAUAACGCGCAGGUAAACCUUUUCAGCGUCAUCACCCUUCUAGCUGAGGGAAUGCCGACAGGAGGUGUAGUUACCUUCCGUAGGAUUGACACCAUACGUGUCUACAGGUACCUGGGAGAACUCGGUAAUGUGACAUUGGCCGCCGAGCUUAUCAUCUGUCUUGUGAUUAUAUUUUUUCUUUACAAAGUUGUCAAGCGGCUAUACCAUCAAAGACUGUCAUAUUUCACAAAAUUCUGGAAUCUCGUUGAUCUUUUUCAAGUCUUGUUCGCGUUAGUGUCCGUCGCUCUGUAUUUUGUUAAGAUGGUAAGCAUCAACGAAACUAUGAAAGAUCUCAGCGAGAAUCCAUUUGUUUUCGUCAGUUUCUCCAUGCUGCUAACGUGGAGCGAGAUUGAUACCUACAUGAUAGCAUUUGUUGUCUUUCUCACAACAAUCAAGUUUCUAUACCUUUUGAGGUACAACAACCACAUCAAACUACUCAGUCGAACGUUUUCUAACGUGCGCAAGGAAAUUAUUCUAUUCACAUUGCAAUUUAUGUUGUGGUUUCUUCCUUUCGUGCUUAUGGCUCACAUAUGGUUCAGUGCUCAUUUAGAGGAUUUUAUUUCUCUGCCGUCUUCAUUUCAAGCCAUGCUUAACGCCAUUUUAGGAGCAUCCUACUUUCACGACCUAGAGCAGGUGAAUCGGGUCCUUGGCCCUACCCUCUUUCUCACUUACAGUGUUCUCAUGGAACUCAUCCUUCUAAACAUGUUUGUGUCCAUAAUAAACGCUGCUUUUGAGGACAGAGAAUCCACGAUGAUAGAUUCUGAGACGGACCCUGAACUAGUAGAGUUCUUAAUGAAGAAGUUCAAAGAUUUAUUCGGGUUUAACCUGCUGGCUAAUACUAUCGGUCCUCAAGAAAAAUGGACGGUGGACGAUUCCAGCGACGAAGACAACUUGUUUAGAGCAGAAUACAAGAAAAAUGGAUUGGAUAACACUUUCAAAGAGCUUAACAAGAAAUUGACAUCGUUACGGGACAGAUUCAGGACUUUCUCACUUACGGAGGCAGAAGAAGAUAUGCUUUUAGAAAUAAUAAUAAAGAGGGAACAUGACAGUUUACGAUCUCUAUCGUGUGAAGACUCGGGUACGUCGGAGUCGCCGACUUCCAGUCCAAAGUAA
This is a messenger RNA of Porites lobata, 27783 nucleotides long. Lineage: Eukaryota; Metazoa; Cnidaria; Anthozoa; Scleractinia; Poritidae. The record is from the annotation of a GenBank genome assembly.